Aegilops tauschii subsp. strangulata is the source of this 2247-nucleotide messenger RNA. RefSeq names its product DEAD-box ATP-dependent RNA helicase 16. Lineage: Eukaryota; Viridiplantae; Streptophyta; Magnoliopsida; Poales; Poaceae. The record is from RefSeq and is a predicted model, not a curated record. Gene Ontology annotation, molecular function: ATP binding; RNA helicase activity; nucleic acid binding. Gene Ontology annotation, cellular component: cytosol.
GCAGCCGUUCGUUCGUUCCCCCGGAAGAAACCCAUGGCGAAGAAGCAGAAGCAGCGCGGCUCGCUCCGGGGGGAGGAGCAUGUAGAGGCGGCGGCGGCGGCGGCGCACGAGGACGCACCGGCCGCAAACGCGGAGGGGGAGGCGGCUGCGCAGGAAGCAGGGGGCUCUGGAAGCGAGGUGGCGGAGGGGCGGAGCGCGGACGCUGCGAGUGGCGGCGUGGAGGAGGGGAAGGAGGAGGAGGCGGCGGCGGCAGAGGAGGAGGAGAGGGAGGUGACGUUUGAUGAGCUGGGGCUGGACGAGCAGCUCAAGAGGGCCCUGAGGAAGAAGGGCUUGACCAAGACCACCCCGAUCCAGCGAGAGGCCAUCCCGCUCAUCCUGGAAGGGAAGGAUGUGGUCGCGAAGGCCAAGACUGGUUCUGGAAAGACCUUUGCCUACCUUCUCCCGCUGCUGCAAGAGCUGUUGAAGUUGUGCAAAGAAGGGCGUAUUCGGAAAUCCGCACCAAAUGCCUUAAUCCUGGUGCCAACUCGCGAGUUAUGCCAGCAGGUUUAUAAUGAGGCAUCAUCUCUCCUUGAGCUGUGUACAUCCAAGUUGAAGAUUGUUCAAGUGACCGCGAGCAUGUCAGAUAAGGAUAUUAAACUUGCAUUGUCUGGGCCCCCUAAUAUUCUUGUGACAACCCCAGCUUGUGUUGCAGCAUGCAUAUCAAAGGGCAUUGUCCAGGGAUCAUCUAUUAAAGAGUCACUUUCAAUGAUGAUUCUUGAUGAGGCUGACCUUCUUCUAUCCUAUCGCUGCGAAGAUGACUUGAAGGCACUUGUCCCACAUAUCCCAAGAAGUUGCCAAUCCAUCCUCAUGUCUGCAACUUCAAGCCCUGAUAUUGACAAACUAACAAAGCUACUUCUGCACAACCCUUUUGUUUUAACUCUUACCGAGGUUGGUCAUGCAAAGGAUGACGUGGUCCCUAGAAAUGUGCAACAAUUUUGGAUUUCAUGCAGUGCUAAGGAUAAGAUGCUUUAUAUCCUUUCCCUUCUGAAGUUAGAGCUUAUUCAAAAGAAAGUUCUAAUAUUUGUGAACUCAAUUGACAAUGCAUUCAGAUUAAGAUUGUUCCUGGAAAAGUUUGCGAUAAGAUCUGCAGUGUUGAAUGCUGAGUUGCCACAAAAUUCUCGCCUACAUAUUAUUGAGGCUUUCAAUGCUAGGCUAUUCGAUUACCUGAUAGCAACAGAUGACAAUAAAACAAAGGAGGCGAAGCAAACCAAUAAGGAAAGCAAAAAAGAUUCAAAGGGGUCACGCAAACAUUUGCAACAAACUUUAGAUGCUGAAUUCGGAGUCGUCAGAGGAAUUGACUUCAAAAACGUUUUCACAGUAGUUAAUUUUGACAUGCCUCCGAAUCCCGCUGGGUAUAUUCACAGAAUAGGACGAACAGGGAGGGCAAAUAAAACCGGUGCAUCUAUAUCACUUGUUUCACCAGAGGAGGAUAAUGUUUUCGAAGAGAUUGAACACAUGUUGCAAGAUGUUGAAAAAAAGGAUACCAACUGCAUUUUACCUUUCCCGUUACUCACAAAAAAUGCUGUCGAGUCCCUACGAUAUAGGGCUCAGGAUGUUGCUAGGAGUGUGACAAGCCGUGAUAUACAGGAAGCGCGUCGUCAAGACGUAAAGAAUGAAAUCCUCAAUUCUGAGAAGUUGAAAGCUCAUUUUGAAGAGAAUCCAACAGACCUCGAUUUGCUCAAACAUGAUAAGUUGCUUACCAACAAAUCAAUUCCUGCUCACCUGCGUGAUGUCCCCGAAUACCUAAUUGACCCCACAACGAAAGAAGCCAGCAAUGCAGUCAAACUUUCGAGGGCUGCUAUGGGUCUUGAUAAUCCCCGAAGGAAGAAAAGAAUGGGAUUCAGGAGUGGGUCAGGCAAAAGUAGCGAUCCCCUCAGAACGUUCUCUGCUGAGGGCAAAUCACGAAAACGAAGGGGAAAGGAAAGAGAAGGAGACGAUAGAAGAAAGAGGAGGAAGAAGGCAGAAAUCUAAUGCUGCAAACAGUUCACUAUCAAUUUUGCUCGGUUUUAUAGACUUAUUGCCUUGUAACUUUGUAGCAUCUCUAGAAUGAAGACAAAGCUUAAUGUGCAACAUUGUAUGUCAAAGUAUUUUGGGAGUUUAGGUUCUUUUGUCUUCGGAGGUGGGGGCGACAAACUUUUGGAUAUAUUGAUUCGGAUUCAAUUGCAAAUACACCAAGGAUAGAAUCAAUUCAAUUCUGAAUUGCAAUAA